CGAAAAAAAUUAUGUAUUAAUAAAUUAUAUAUAUUAAGUUAUUUUUGGCGAUCAUUAAGUAUAUGUAUUAAAGUUGUUAUUGAUAGAGAGAUGGAGAGGUAGAGAUGGAGUGUACUUCUGUAUUUUUUUCUUUUUAUAUCUUAUAUUUUUUUAAAUUCAAUGGCCAUGCUUUUACCACCAAACAUAAAAAUAUACUGGACAUACUGGUACACUUGUAGCUGUAUCUGAUUUACGCUAAAAAUCAUCUAAUAUUAACUCAAACGUGAGAGUGUGUUGUCAUGGAGACACAGUGUUAAAAUCGAUGUUUUCCUCUGUAUUCCGCAAAGUUCAUGUAAAGGAUUAGUACUUUUAUAUCAUUGUCAAUUCUAAGAAAGAAAUCCAUUUUAGAUAUUAUGGAAUUGGAUUUUGAAUUAAGUAAGAUAAUUGUUUUGUUGCAAGCGGACGAGAAGAAUCGUCGCAAGCAGGCACUAGAGAAAAUAUUGGAAAAUGUAACUCGGAGGGAAAUAUUGGACGGACCAGAUAACCUAAUUAAUAUAUGGGAAAGUACACAUCGAUUUCUUGUUAGAAUCAUGAACGAUAAUAGGGAGACGUUACGAGAUUUGACUGUAGGGAUAUUGAAGAUAUUUCUAGAAGCUCUACCUCCUGAUGACAGACACAUAAUUUACAUUAUACCAACAAUGUUCAAAAGACUAGGUGCGCAGGAAUUGAUUGAGCCGUCAGAGGAAGUGCGCCUGAAAUGCGUUUCCCUUUUGCGACUAAUAAUUUUAAAGUACAAGGAUUUAUUGGCGCAGUAUAUUCAGGACGUGACGGGAAUACUGAUGCGUACUGUCAUGGAUAAUUAUCCGAAUGUGAAGAAGGAGAGUUGUAGAUGUAUAUCGGAUUAUGCAAAAACUUUGUCAAAGCAUUUCUACUCACAAUCGGAAUAUCUAGUGAAACCAAUCCUCAGCAAUUUUACGCACCAGCAUUAUCGAGUUCGGCUUGCCGCUGUUGAAGCGAUAGGUGAUGUGAUUCGGUAUGGAAACAGUAAGUCGAUGGAAGAAGUGGCAACUCCUCUGGCACAGAGGCUCUUUGAUCAGAGUGGGAUUGUUAGGGAAGCUGUAAUUGAAGUCUCCGGCUACUGGUUGAUAGAGCUACCCGAUAGAUAUGGUUGGUGGCACAAACUUCUUCCUUUGAUCAUGACAGGAUUACACGAUGAACUUGAUGAGAUCCGUGUAAAAGCGGCAGGCAUGUGGGAUGCUGCCGGAAAAUUGUAUUUGAAAGAGAACGAAAACGACGAGAAGUUGAAGGAUAAGAUGGAUUUUCUUACGGAAGAUCCAGAGUAUUAUCCUCCAGGAAUUUCCAGGCCAAAUUUAGGAUGUCGUGUGAUCGCACAGCAGAAUUUAUGCAAACUUAUUGGAGGUAUUAGCCUUGAACUUGGAGAUUGGCUGCCGGAUAUACGUGUGCGUUCUGCGCAAUUACUUUGCAUUCUGAUAUUAAAUGUUGAGGAGGAUGUUACGCAACACAUCGAAAAGCUUUUGCCAUCUAUGUAUCGCGCUUGCAACGACGAGGAUAAGAGAGUCGUUGGCUGUGUAGAGACUGCGGCGCGAUAUCUGGGCUAUUUUGUACAACCCAAGAUUUAUUGUCACUUAGUGCUUCCCACUCUGAACGAAUCUCCAACAACCGGACACUUGCGUGUCUUCGCAGCUAUUAUCAGCGGUAGCGAACGGAAAGCUCUAUCGCAACAAUUGGACAUAAUCGCUAACUUCUUGCAGCAGCCAAAUAUUUGUCAAAGCAGAAAGAGCAACUAUCAACGUCAGAUAUUAUCUUGCUGUAAUUCUCUUCUCGCAGUUUGUAGAGAGGAUUGCACGGCGGUCACACAAGCUUUAUUCACCGUAAUAUUCACUGUGUAUGCGAUGAGCGCUGACCCUUCCAUUUGCGAGGAAGCAGACAGAUUCUUGGAGGUACUAGUCAACGUAAACUCGCUAGAAGACAUUGAAGAUCUCUUCUGCGAUUACGUGAGACCACUGAUAAUGUCGAUUCACGACAAUUGCGUCUCUUGGACGGUUUACAGUGCGGAAUCACAAAUUUUUUGUGCCUGUUUGAAACGCACUGGAGUCGCCAUAUCGCGUAACAUGGAUCUCGUGUUGCCUAUUUUCAAGAAAACCAUGAGUAAGGGCGCCGAUCCUGAAUUAAAACUGCGGCACUUUAUUCUGCUUACGGAAUAUUUUCUGAACAAUCAAAAUUUAUAUUGUUAUAUCGAGGAGCCGUGCAAAUUCGUGAAUAAAAUUAUCGAGAAAUUGAUCGUGCCAGGACUCAUUUGGAUGGCUGGCAGAGCAGCCGAGGCCAUUCGCACAGCCGCCGUUUGCUGUCUUUGCGCCAUUCUACAGAACAAAAUAAUCAAUAUUGACGAAAGAGACGAGAUUAACGAAGCAAAGUCGUCCGCAAAUGAAGGAAACAAGAAAUCUGAAAUAUCUAUUACGGAGGAGCAAUUUUUGUCCAUUUUCGACAAGAUCGCGCCUAUUCUGAUCAGUCUGAUGGAUGACAAAGCAAAGAAAACUCGACUGUAUUCUAUGCGCGCCGUUUGUUUGUUAGUAACAAUCGGACAAAAACUCUUUUGCUUAAACGAUGAAUAUAUCCAUCGUACGUAUCCGGUGAUACUGAAAAGACUCGAUGAUGGCUGCGACGACAUUCGUUACGCCGCAGUGGAGGCACUCGUAGAUGUGUGGAAUGUAGCGUCCAAAGGUUAUGAUAUUGUUGUCAGCAGGAGUCAUAUUGAUGCUUUGUACACUACGAUGAUUAUUUAUCUGGACGAUUCGGACUCCCAUUUUCAACAAAUAAUAUUGGACGCAUUAAAGCGCGUUGCGAAGAUCCAUCCUGAGUUACUGCACGAAAAAUUGCAUAACUGUCGACCGAAUUUCAGGAACAAAGCAGGAGUCGAUGUACUUUUGAAAUAUUGUCAGAAUAUAUUCAAACAGGAUUAAAUCCUUUUUUCAAGCAAAUUCUUCUGCCAUUUGAUAAAAUAGUGCGUGUGUUUUAUAACAAUAAAAUAACUUUGUUCUUCAAAAAGUAAUCUUUAAGAUAAAUUUUAGACAUUGUAAAGAUUUUAUGACUUUUAAAAAUAAAACUAUGACAUAUAUUCAAUAUUAAAACGUCCCAUUUCUUUUUACCUUCAGAGGACACUGAUAACCAUAAGCUCUAUC
Molecule: messenger RNA, 3179 nt
Organism: Solenopsis invicta (red fire ant)
Lineage: Eukaryota; Metazoa; Arthropoda; Insecta; Hymenoptera; Formicidae
Gene: RhoGDI
Product: dynein assembly factor 5, axonemal
Exons: 6
Coding region: 393-2960 (855 amino acids)
Biological process (GO): outer dynein arm assembly; cilium movement; inner dynein arm assembly
Cellular component (GO): cytoplasm
Molecular function (GO): dynein intermediate chain binding
Source: RefSeq, a predicted model, not a curated record